Molecule: messenger RNA, 881 nt
Organism: Fonticula alba
Lineage: Eukaryota; Rotosphaerida; Fonticulaceae
Exons: 5
Coding region: 132-812 (226 amino acids)
Biological process (GO): transcription by RNA polymerase II; transcription initiation at RNA polymerase II promoter
Cellular component (GO): transcription factor TFIIA complex
Source: RefSeq, a predicted model, not a curated record
CUCCCCCCCUCCCAGACCAUCCUUCCUCUUCCUUUGCUUCGCCCUCGCCUCUUCGCUUUGCCUCCCGCCCCGAGCCCAGUUCUCCCUGCUUCCUCUCCCCAUCGCCCUCUCCCAACCCGACUCCAUACACCAUGGCCGACGUUCUCCCCCUCUAUCGCAAGGUCCUGGAGGCCGUGAUCGUUGCCAGCCGCAAUGACAUUGGCCACGAGGUCCCCGAUGAGGGCACUUGGCGCCGGCUCCAUGAGCUCUGGAGCCACAAAUUGGACCAGGCCAUGAUCAACCCCCAUAUUGUGGCGUCCUCCCAUGACCAUGGUGAUGACGCCGGGACCGGGCCCUCUGAGGCACACUACCUGCACCACCAGGUGCCGCACCCCCUCAACUCGAAUAUCCCCCAGAACGAUGGUGACGCUGCCAUCGCCGAGCUGGUCCUGGCUUCUCAGACCGGCCCGGAAGCCACCACAGCCAUUGUCCCGGCUCCCAGCCGGAAGGCCACGAUCAGCCUCGAGCCGGGGAAGGAUCUGGUCACUCAGAUUGAGGACUUCCUCACGGAGAAGCUGCAGCAGGUGGACGGUGACGCGGACACUGCGGCCGAUCCUUCCGGUGGCGACUUCUAUGAUGAUGAGGACUCGGACGCCGACGACUCCGAUGAGGAUUUCCCCGCCGGGUCACACGUUCAUACGCUGGUUUGUCUGUAUGAUCGGGUCAACCACACGAAGGGGCGCUGGCGGGUGUCGCUCAACUGCUGCGUCAUGAGCGCUCCCGGGGAGCCGGACUCCGUCUGGGGGCGCAUCUCGGGAGAGCUCAAGUGGUAGGAGGUUAUCAUCCCUCUCUGUGUCCCUCCUCCUCCUCCCCGCCCUCUCCCCUCUCUCUCUCUCUCUCUC